Molecule: messenger RNA, 4773 nt
Organism: Plasmodium gaboni
Lineage: Eukaryota; Apicomplexa; Aconoidasida; Haemosporida; Plasmodiidae
Product: putative inositol polyphosphate kinase
Exons: 1
Coding region: 1-4773 (1590 amino acids)
Biological process (GO): inositol phosphate biosynthetic process; phosphatidylinositol phosphate biosynthetic process
Cellular component (GO): cytoplasm; nucleus
Molecular function (GO): inositol hexakisphosphate kinase activity
Source: RefSeq, a predicted model, not a curated record
AUGAAUGUUGAGGAAUAUAGACAUCAAGUAGGAGGACAUUGCAAAUUAAUAAAACCAAAGGAUUCAUCAAAGGUAUAUAAACCAUUAAUAGAAAAUGAAUAUAUUUUUUAUAAAAAGUUGACAAAUUUUGGUUCUUCAUCAACUGAGUCAGGACCUUUACAUCUUUUAAAAAAAUUCAUACCAAAAUUUUAUGGCGUAACGGAAAUUUUGGUUGAAUCAUGUUCUGAUGAUGAGGAAAAGCAAAAUGAUUCAUCUAAUCUAAUAAAAGGAAAAGAUGAAAAGAAAAAGAAAAAAAAAAGUAGAUAUAAAAAAUAUAUCAAAAUGGAUAAAUGUGAAAAGGAUAAUUUUGUAAACACUGAUGAAAGGUACUUUAUUGAAGAAGAAAAAUAUUCUGAACUCAUACGAAUGAGGACAAAUAUUUCAAACGCAGAUAUAAAUGAGAACGCACAUGAAAAUAUGUCAGGUGGUGAAUUAAGGGAACAUAAAGUGAAUCACAUGAAAUGUAUUGAAAAAAAUAAUGUAUCAAAUAUAUAUGGAGAUAAACACGGAAUUGAGAAUGAUGAAAUAAAUAAAAAAAACGAUGAACUUAUAAAUAAAAGUAUUGAUGACCUUAACAAUAAAAAAAACGAUGAACUUAUAAAUAAAAGUAUUGACGAACUUAACAAUAAAAAAAACGAUGAAAUUAUAAAUAAAAAUAAUGAUGACCUUAACAAUAAAAAAAACAAUGAACAAAAUACAAAACAAAAUAACGAUGACAGUGUAAAAAAACGAUUUAAUGAAAGUAGCCUAAAUACAACACCAAAAAAAUUCAAAAGAAGAAAAGAAUGUGUACCUCAUAUAAUUCUUGAAGAUUUAGUGUAUGGAUUUAAAAGACCUUGUGUAUUAGAUAUAAAAAUGGGUAAGAGACAAAGGAAGAUUGGAGCAUCAAUAGAAAAAAAGAAAAGACAAGUUGAAAAGAGUUUUAAGACAACUAGUCAUUCGUUAGGUUUUAGAUUAUGUGGAUGUCAACAUUAUAAUAAAGUAAGUGAUACACUAUUUUAUAAAGAUAAAUACUGGGGAAGAAAUCUAAGGAAAGAACAUAUUCCAUGGGCAAUUCGAAAUUGGUUUUGGAAUGGAUCAUUAUUAUACGAAGAAUUAAUACCCUUAUUACUAGAAAAGUUACACAGUUUUUUUAAUUGUAUAGUCGAAUUGAGACAUUAUCGUUUUUGGUCUUCUUCUUUAUUAUGGGUUUUUGAUGGAGGAUUAAGUGAUAAAAAAGCUAGAUCUAAUUCUUUAGAUAUUAGAAUGAUUGAUUUUGCUAAUACCAUAUAUUUACAAGAUAAUCCUUCAGCGGAUGAAGAAUAUAUUUUUGGUUUAAGAAAUUUAAUAGAGUCUAUUCAGAUUUUAAAUAAUUCUAUACAUAAUAUUUAUUUCUUACCAUAUGAAAUUACUACUUGUUUUUAUUCAGAAAAUUAUAAUAUGAAAGAAAUUAAAGAUCGCAAGGUUUUAAAAAAGUCAAGAUCUGUUGUUUAUGAAGACAACAAAAAGAAGAAAAAAAAAACGGUAUAUAUUAAUAUGGAAUUUUUUAAAAAGGCAAAGGGAAAAUAUGUAAGUAAUAAUAAACAAUUGGAUAAUAACAAAUUUGUGAAUAAUAAUAAAAAUUUAAACAUAAAAAAGAAUGAUACAAAAUCGAAAUAUAUAUAUAAUUCGGAUUUAUUAAGUACAGAAUAUAUAAAUAAAUUUUUGUCACAAAAUGAAAAGGAAGAAAUCCAUAAAAAUAAAAAAAAAAACAGAAAUGGCAAUAUAAAUAAAAUUAAAAAAAAAAAAAAAAAAAAAUUUUAUAUAAAUGAAAAUAAAUACAAAAGCUUUUCUGACUAUGCAAUAAGAGAAGAUAUUUAUAGUACUCCUUUAUUUUCUUUUGCAAAUAAAUUACAUAAUAGUUUAUCAAAUAAUCCAUAUAAUAUAAAAAACACAUCUUAUAUGAAUAAUUUGGGAAUUCAUUGUCUUCUUAAUAAUAAUUCUGUUAGUACGUCAAGGGUAGAUGACAAUCCAGAUAAUGAAGAAACUUUUAAUAAAUGUAAAUAUUAUGAAUAUAAUGAUUCAUAUGAUAAAAAUAUUGGCUCUUCUCAAAAUGAUAUAGAUCCUUUAGUAGAUACUCAUUUAUAUGAUGAAAAUAAUAAGAUAAUGUACAGCACUUGUUUAAAAGAAAAAGAAAAUAUAUAUAAAAGUUUGGAAAACACUAUGGAUAAAAGCUUAAAUAAUACAAUGAACAAUUCGUCUUAUAUUCAAAAUUAUAAUUAUGAUAAAGAAUGUAUGAAUAAAAUAAAAACAUAUCAUACGUCAAAUGAUAGAAUAAAUAUAAAUAAUGAGGAAAUUUUGUAUGGUAACAAAAAUGUUUCAAGAAGUAAUAAUAUUUAUAGCCACAGUGACGAAAGAAAAAAAAAUAUAUUAUUAAAAAAAUCAUACAAUAUGUAUAUACAAAAAAGACAUUUACCAUACCAGAUACGUGAAUGUAAUAACAACAAAACAAAAGAUGGAAAAGAUAUUUAUAAUGAUAAUACUCUAAAUUCUAUUGAUGAUAAAUACAAAGAAGAUAAUUUUCAAAAUAAAAUUCAUUUAAAUAAAGAUUCUUUGGAAAAUAUACAGGAAAAAAAAAAAAAUAAUAUUUUAAAUAAUCAUAAGGAUGUACUAAAAUAUAUGAAUAAUAAUAUGGAUAACAUAUAUUAUGAUAAAAAUAUAAAUAAUAAUAUUAAUAACAAUAUAUUAUUAUUACCAUAUCAGAAUAAAAGAAAAAAUAAACCUAUUUUAGAUAAUAAUAUACAUGCAAUGAGCAAUAACAAAUAUGAUGAAAUAAUACAAGAGACAAUCAUUAAAACAUUAAAAAUAGCAUCAAAUUUUUAUCAAAAAAUUAAAGAACAUAUUAAUAUGGAUCAACAAGUAAAGGAAAAAGAAAAAUUAACACAGCAUUGUAAUGAUAAUUAUAAUAAAGAAAAUGUACAACAAGGAGAAGAAAAGAUAAAAAAAAAAGAAGAUUAUUCGUUGUCAUAUUAUAAUGUAAGUAAUGAGCCCAUUAAUAAUAAUCUUUGUGAAGAUAAUAAAAAAGAUUUUUAUUCAUUUAAUUGUGAUGAAAAUCAAAAAGAUAUUUCUAUCGAAACAUAUAAAGAUAAUGUAAACUUUCAAAGAAAGAAUAAAGAUGAUAAUAUAAAAAGAACAAAAACAAAUUAUAAAAAAGAAAUAAGUAAUUAUUAUUUCGAAAAGGAAGAAAUGGAAAAUAUGAACCUUAUUCCUGAGGAGGAAGAAAAUAUCAUACAUGAAAAAAAAAAUAAAGAUACACAAGUAUUAAAAACAAAUAAAAUAUAUGAUAACAUUGUAGAAAAAAAUAAUACCAACCAUAUGAAAAUAAUAAAAAAUUUUAAUGUGUUAAAAAGGAAUAUAAACUUAAAAGUUUUAAUAAAUCAAAUGAUUAAAAUGGAAAUUGAAAAAUGGAAAUUAGAAAAACAACAAUUGUUAUUGAAAAAUAAACAAAUAAGUAAACUAACAAAUAAACAAAUAAGUAAACUAACAAAUAAACAAAUAAAUAAACUAACAAAUAAACAAAUAAAUAAACUAACAAAUAAACAAAUAAAUAAACUAACAAGUAAACAAAAUUUUUUAAAACGUACAAAUAUUGAAAUGAACGAUUUGUCUGAUAUGAAUGUAAAUAUAUUAGAGGUACGAAAUAAAAUAAAACAAAUGGAUAUCAAAGAAAAUAUGUUAAAUAAAAUGAUAUAUAAGUUAGAAAAAGAUACUCUCUAUAAAAGUAAUAAAAAUAAUGUAUACGAACAAUUAAAUUAUAACUCAGAUACUAUAUUAAUACAUAAGGAUUUUAAAAAUUAUCAUUUAAAAAUGAAUAAGAAAAAUUCUUUUACUCAUGAUUGUUAUAUGUAUAAAAGAUGCAUGUCUUGUAAUGAUGAUAUCAUUUCAUAUUUGAAGAAUGACAAUAAAAUAAAAGAAAAGAAGGAAAAACAAAACAAAAAAAAAAUACGCAAGCUGUUUUUAAAAAAAUUAAGUAUGUUAUCAAAUAUGAAAAAUAAUAAGAAAAAAUAUCAUGACAAUGUUUAUUAUAAGGUUGAUCCUGACAAUAGUAAUAAAGCAGAAAAGGAAGAAUAUAUUAAUAAAUAUAAUGAAAGGUAUUAUAAUAAAUAUGAUAAUAAAUAUAAUAUUCAAUAUAAUGAUACAUAUAAUAAUAUAUAUGAUGAUAUAUGUGAUGAUAAGUAUAUUAAUGCAAUUAAUAAGAAUCCUUUUCCUUAUAGUAAAUAUAAUUUAAAAGAAAAAAAAAAGAAAAAAAAAUAUUCAAAAUAUAAUCAAUUAAAUAUAUUACCAUUACAUAAGAAGAAAUAUAUAUAUAACAAGGAAUAUCCACAAAAUAAGGAAGAAUUUAAUAUAUUCAAUAUGAAUUAUGAAAAAAAUAUUUAUACAUUUAAUAAUAUAAAAUAUACAAAUGAAAAUUUAAAUUAUAUUAAUAAUAUAUAUGAAAAUAAUGAUUUGGAAACAUAUAAAAAUUUAAUACUACCAUUAACAGAAACAAAUGAAAAUUAUAAAUACUUACGUAGAUCUUUAUCAGAACCUAAUAUAUAUAAGUACAAUCGAUUUAUGGGUACACAAAAAGAUUCAUAUGUUAAUAAAAUAAAUUAUAAUAAUCUAAUCAAAAAUAGAUUGGAUAAGUUAACAAAAGUUCCCAUAUAUAAUCAAAUAUAUGGUUUCACCUCCAAUUCUAGUAACACCUAUUCUUCAGAAAGUUCCCUUGAUAUGUAA